Messenger RNA from Epinephelus lanceolatus (giant grouper), 2611 nucleotides. RefSeq names its product phosphoglycerate dehydrogenase (gene phgdh). Gene Ontology annotation, biological process: L-serine biosynthetic process. Lineage: Eukaryota; Metazoa; Chordata; Actinopteri; Perciformes; Serranidae. Gene Ontology annotation, molecular function: NAD binding; phosphoglycerate dehydrogenase activity. The record is from RefSeq and is a predicted model, not a curated record.
AAACCAGCAGAGGGAAAGCAACUCCCCGUGUCCAUCACUCCACGAAGGCAUCAGCUACCCACCAACACCAGUUACCCACCAACUAGCAGCCCGGAGAGAAACCCCCCAAGAUGGCCCCUAUCUCCAUCAAGACUGUGCUGAUCAGUGAAAGUGUGGACCCUCGCUGCAGGGGCAUCCUGGAGGAAAACGGCAUCCGAGUGACGGAGAAACAGAAUAUGAAGAAGGAUGAGUUACUGGCGGAGAUUAAGGACUACGAUGGCCUUGUGGUUAGAUCUGCAACAAAGGUAACGGCUGAUGUCAUCAAUGCUGCUACUAAUCUCAAAAUCAUUGGGAGAGCUGGAACUGGUGUGGACAAUGUGGAUGUAGACGCUGCAACCAAAAAGGGUAUUAUUGUCAUGAACACACCAAGCGGUAACACGAUCAGUGCCGCCGAGCUGACAUGUGCACUACUGAUGAGCCUCUCAAGAAAUGUGCCUCAAGCUGCAAUGUCCAUGAAACAAGGGAACUGGGAUCGCAAAAAGUUCAUGGGUGCAGAGCUGUACGGCAAAGUACUCGGAAUAGUUGGACUUGGAAGAAUAGGAAAGGAAGUCGCCUCAAGAAUGCAGUCAUUUGGCAUGAGGACGAUCUGCUACGAUCCAAUCACUCCUCCUGAGGUGGCAGCCAGCUGGGGGGUGGAGCCGAUGUCUCUGGAGCAGCUGUGGCCGCAGUGUGAUUAUAUCACUGUCCAUACUCCCCUAAUGCCCUCUACUGUUGGUCUGCUUUGUGAUGAAACAUUUGCUAAAUGCAAGAAAGGAGUGAAGGUUGUGAACUGUGCACGAGGGGGCAUCAUCGACGAGGCUGCUCUCCUCAGAGCUUUGGAGUCCGGGCAGUGUGGAGGAGCAGGGCUUGAUGUCUUUGUUGAGGAGCCUCCUAAGGACCGCUCAUUGGUCAACCAUCCCAAUGUCGUCAGCUGUCCUCACCUGGGAGCCAGUACGAAGGAAGCUCAGGCUCGCUGUGGGGAGGACAUCGCUCUGCAGAUUGUGGACAUGGUGACUGGGAAGAAGCUGGUGGGAGCAGUAAACGCACAGGUUUUGGCCAGCACUUUCUCCCAGGAGUCUCACCAGCUGAUCAAACUCGGAGAAGCUGUCGGAGCUGUGCUGCAGUCGUGCUCUGCUUCUGUGAAGCCGUUUAAACAUGUCCAAAUUACUACUCAAGGGGAUUGCAUGAAGUCCUCCACUGGUUACAUGACUUCAUCAGUACUGGUCGGACUGCUGAACCAAGAAUCCGGCAACUGCCCGAACCUCAUCAACGUACUAAGCCUGGCCAAGGAGUCUGGCAUCAUGGUAAACCAUACCCACUGUGGGUCUGACGGGGCUGCCAGUGAUGUGUGUAAGGUGGAGAUCGAGGCCAACGGCUGCAGCUACAAAGCCAGUGGCUCAGUUCAAGGUGGAGUGCCGGUCGUGCUGGAGCUGGGCGAUAGUGUGUUCAGACAGCCAGUCUCUCUAACUGGAAACCUGCUGUUCUUCAAGGCCUCCGCAAGUCCUCAGCUCCUAUCCUCAGUGGCUGGACUUCUGGCCACAGAGGGAGUGGAGAUUGAGUCCUUCAGUGCUCCCGCAGACCGCACUGGGGAUCUGUGGUAUUGUGUGGGGGUGUCCUCUCUCCUGCGGGACCUCAGUGCCUUGAAGCCUUUGGUUAAGGAGGCUGCACAACUCAGCAUUUAGAUAACAGCAACAAUGCAAUCUGAAAAUCUAAUCAUCUCCAAAGGGUGUCUAAAAUAAUUCAUCCGACUUGGUCUUAGUAUUCACUACUAACAACUUUGUGUAGAAGUUGUACAUUUACUGUACAAAACUUUUUGACAUAGGGGUGUAACAAUACGCAAAUUUGUAUUGAACCGUUCGGUACGAGGCUUUCGGUUCGGUACGCAUCACAAACUGAAAGAUACAUUAAGCUGUCCUGUUACAUUUGAAAAGAAAAUAUACCGUUUAAACUGUGUUUAAUAUAAAGUUCUCAGAGCCACUGUGCUCAACAAGGCAGCCAAGACGCCUGAACAGGCAACCUCUGUCUGCUCUCUUUAGCAGCCAAGCUAGCAGCACAUGUAGUCACUGCACAUACACCCUAAACAAGGGAAUGAAAGCCACUGCGUGGCUAUAACCUCUUGGUCAGUAGCCAACAGCAGCUAAUGUAAUCACAAAGCACACACCCAGAGCAGUGAGCCAUAACUAGUUGUGGGCCGGGUAGAUGAUUUGGCCAGAAAGACUAAGAGGUACAUUAACAACGGCUAUUUUGCUUGUGUUUAUAUGAUUGUGGCAUUUAACAGAGAUGUUUACUCACAUAUUUAUUAGACUGACAGAGCUGAGAGCUUGUGAGAUGUAGCAAACUUGAAAAGUUAAAAAAAAAGAUUUUUUCUUUUUGCGUUUCUACUUUUUUGCUGUAUUGAAAACGUACCGAACCGCAGCUCUACUGUAUCGUAUCGAACCAAACCGUGAAUUUUGCAAACUGUUACACCCCUAUUUUGAUAACAUUCCAAUGUUUAGAUGCUUUACAUGCACUUUGAUUAAGUAAAAAAAUGUGUCAGUGUCAUGCUGAUCAGUUUGUUUGACCUUUUUAAAGUGGAAGUGUAAAAUAAAGUACA